This is a messenger RNA of Fundulus heteroclitus (mummichog), 1230 nucleotides long. RefSeq names its product cathepsin O (gene ctso). Gene Ontology annotation, cellular component: lysosome. The transcript is spliced from 8 exons. Gene Ontology annotation, molecular function: cysteine-type endopeptidase activity. The record is from RefSeq and is a predicted model, not a curated record. Lineage: Eukaryota; Metazoa; Chordata; Actinopteri; Cyprinodontiformes; Fundulidae. The coding region runs from base 88 to 1074 and encodes 328 amino acids.
AGCUGCGGAACCCUUUUCCGCGAACAUUAAACGGCUCCACUUCCUGUGUUUACCUGUCGGUGUUUUUAGCCGCUGUUCUUAUGUCUGAUGGGGGCUUUUCGGGCGUUUUCGGUUCUUUUAGUCGCCUUUGCUUCUUUUGGUGAAAGUCUUGCUAGUUUGAACGGCUCUACGACCGAUUUCGACUCGUUCAGGAAAAAGUUUCACCGCUCGUAUGAAGUUAACAGCGAGGAAUUCAGCCGUCGUCAGAUUUAUUUUCAGAAAGCUGCAGUGCGACAUCUACACCUGAACUCAUUCUCCACAGAGUCACAGUCCGCCACGUAUGGCAUUAACCAGUUCGCUGACCUUUCACAGAUGGAAUUCAGGGAUGUUUACCUCCGAGCAGAAAGCAGCAGCAGGGCUCCUGGCUUCGCUGGAUUGACCAGAACGGGGCUCCCGGCCAGAUUUGACUGGAGGGAUAAGGGAGUGGUGGCACCGGUCCAGAACCAAUUAGCAUGUGGGAGCUGCUGGGCGUUUAGCACCGUCGGUGCCGUGCAGUCGGUCCGUGCUAUGGGAGGCCUGCAGCUGGAGCAGCUCAGCGUGCAGCAGGUUCUAGACUGCUCCUGGGAAAACCAGGGCUGCAACGGAGGCUCCCCCUCCCGCGCUCUGGCUUGGUUAAAACAGACCAGAGUGAAGCUGGUGCGUGCCUCGGAGUAUCCGUACAAGGCUGAAACAGGAGCCUGCCAUUUCUUCUCCCAGUCUCAUGAGGGCGUUGCUGUGAAGAACUUUACCCUCUAUAGCUUCAGCGGUCAAGAGGAGGCGAUGAUGGGUCAGCUGGUGACGUUUGGCCCCUUGGCUGCUGUGGUGGAUGCUGUCAGCUGGCAGGAUUACCUGGGAGGCGUGAUCCAGCACCACUGCUCCAGCCAGUGGUCCAACCACGCCGUCCUGGUCGUCGGAUACGACACGACCGGGGACAUUCCUUACUGGAUUGUGCAGAACUCCUGGGGAACGACAUGGGGGGAUCAGGGUUACGUGUAUGUAAAGAUAGGCGGCAACAUCUGCGGUAUCGCAGAUUCUGUGGCAGCUGUUUUUCUUUGACGACAGUUUGCAUGAGUCACUGUGUGUGGGUGCUUCCCUUUGCCAAAAUGAAAUAAGUCGUCUGUGCAAAGACAGUGUCACUGUGGAUAAAGCUUUUUAUUGAAAUGUAGCCAUCUCGUGUCACCAAAACAAAUAAAACCCCUCAUAUGUUUGCAA